Molecule: messenger RNA, 16432 nt
Organism: Xyrichtys novacula (pearly razorfish)
Lineage: Eukaryota; Metazoa; Chordata; Actinopteri; Labriformes; Labridae
Source: the annotation of a GenBank genome assembly
UGGGCGGGGCCUCCUGCGGUGUGUGCAGACAAUAGACCGAGCAGGGAGAGAGAAAGUGACAGACAGACAGAGGAGGAGGAGGAGGAGGAGGAAGAGAAGACCUUCAUCUUCAGCGUGGAGAGGAAGGAAAAGGCGAACAGUUCAAAGAUCUCCGACGUUUCCUCUGUUAGUCACGGGGUCACAUGGUGUCUGCAUGGACUGACAGGAUCUACAUUUGCACAGGUAAGAGCUGAUAAGGUGAUUAAUCAAUUAACUGAUUAAUUAUGCUCGUUUGUCUGUAUUAGGGUGCUUUGUUUUGAUAGGACGAGCUGAAGUCUCUUCAUUGUGUCUGAAUGUGUGUGUGUGUCUGUGUGUGGCUCAGAUACACACCAUCACAGCAGGACUGAUGUUGUGCUCAGAGGCAGCAGUAUUAAUCUCUUUUUUAGGAUACAGUAUUGAAAGAAAAUCAAUAAUCAAUCAUGUUUUUAACUGUUACACACAAAGUUAAAAACGUGACACACACACAUUUACACACAUACACACACACACUGACUGAGUGGAACAAUAGAUCAUCUCUCCAGCUGCAUGUGCACACCUCUAUGUAUUUUCCACGGUGCAUUUAUUGAUCAGCACAUUUUUUAAGGAUUCUUCCCACGCACACACGCUCACGUGCACGCCCUCAGCUGUACCUGUGUGCACAUGUGAAGCACGCUGUGGUGUUAGUGGUGAUGGUGAAGCUUUGUGUCUGCUGAGUCUUUGUGCUGUGAAGGCUGCUCUGUGCGGUCUGUACACACUCACUGAAGCUGGCAGUAGAUCCUGCAAGCUGUGGUUUCACUAUCAAUCUCGGUAUCAUCAAGAUAUUCAGUUUAAAAACAGGAUUUUUUUUUUAAUAGAGCUGCAGGUUAUCCUUAGUUUUUGCACAUUGUACAGAGAUGACGCCUUCAGGAUUUGUUAAUUACAUUGUCAGUUAAAUAGCAAUCAUGAUCAGUUUGCUGCUUUUCUCUGUCACAACUGACUGAAAACUAAUGUGUCAGAUUAAAAGGAUGUUUAAAAAAUAGGGAAACUUUUGGUAAUUUAUUGUUUUUCCUCUAUUUUUCCCCUUAUAUUAAUGCACGCUUUGUCUAACAUCAGAGGAGUAACAUGAAAAAGGUUUUGAAGUGUGGGAGGAGGAGUCUGCAGAGGACACUGAUAAUUUAAUAUGCAAGAGUUUCUGCAAUAUUUUGUUCUGUUUUUGGUUGCUUUUUUUCGCUGUUCAAAGAAAUAAUGUCAACAUAAUAACAAUGAGAAUGGCGACACACCAAUGCUAGCCAGGUAUAUGUAAACCAGGAGUGUGUGCUUUUACCCAAAUGAACAAUUAUUUAUUAAUGUUGGCUAAAAGAUGCUGCUUUUAAGUUGUCCAAGCUGAAGUGGAGCCAAAGCCACUAACCAAAGCUGUAGCUCCAGUCAGCUACAGCAGUAAUGCCACAGUUCUCUACUACCAGUCCAUAGACAACUAAAGAUAACAGACGGCAUUUCGUAGUGUGAUGUGGUUUGGUGGUGUUUGAUCUAUAAGUGUUGAUAAGGUUGUAUGCAGGCUGUGGUUGUAGUUUAAAGCCACCACAGGUAUGAUUUUUUCCUGCAAGGGUUACCAAAGGCUGGUGGUGCUAGCUCUGUUGGUGCUAGACGCACUCAAGAAAUUGACAAAACAAACCAAGCCCAACUUGGUCAGCCAGAGUUGAAAUUACACAUGAUGUAAUAGUUUGCACACAAAAUUAGCAUGUCUACUUGUCCACAGAUAGAAAACUUGCACAACACUAUGAUUAAGAUUGAUUUUACACAGGGAAUCUCUAUGCUGGUUGACUACUGCAGUAAAAGUUAUUUACUUGAGUUCAGAUUUUUCAUCCCUCACAAGGCGAGUAGCCUGUUGAAGGCAUCACGAAUAUGCACGUAUAAUCUGCUCAAUUCAUGCUGUUCACUUCACGAUGAGACUUCAUGAAUUCGCUCACACUAAUGACUUUAUUCGUAUUUGGUGUGAACACAACUUGAGUGGGAUGUCUAAGUUCAAAGGACAUUCUGGAUGGAGGUUAUCUCUGAAUUUCGGACCAUCCCUUAUCCCUUAAAAUUAUCCCUUAUGCAUCAUACUGUGAUGAACAUACACUGUGUUUAUCAUGUUUGCAUGCUAAUGUGUGCUAAAAACCAUCAAUUACAAAUAGUAGUUAGAAGGCUGUUUGAACUGAUGAUAUCUGCCUUGUGUUGUCGCUCAUUCAGCAUCAUAAAAAAUCCCUCAACAUUAAGCUCUAUUCUUUUACUCCUGAGAUAAAACCCAGUUAACCUGAAUGAAAGCGUAUUUUUCUCUACUGUAGACCUCAGUAAAGGUUUUAUAUCCGCUCAAAUGUUACUCAACGUGUUAAUAUGUGUUCAUUCAGUGUUUUUUCUCACUUGGUUGUUGUAUUGAUUUCACAUAACUGAUGAUUAAUUAGGUGCUAAUGUUUUACAGGUCCGUUUUAGCCUCAGCGCUGAUGAGGGGCAGUUUUUCUAGAGGGUCAUUACUCAGCAUGUUAGUCAGCUCUGUCACCUUUAUGUUUCGUGUGGGAACGAUUUGUGGCGUUAAUGGUGAGGACUUUAUUGAUCCUCGGUUCGGAGCUAAAGCAUGCUGAAGAUGAACAGUCUGUGGCUGAGAUUUGUGUUUCAGGGAGCAGCAGAUUGAUUUUGGUUCAGUAACAAAACAUGGUAGCAUAUCAGAGAUCAUCUGGGACCAUGAAUAGAUUUAUAAGCAGGUCUAAAAUUUUAAAAGUGACUGUACAUCAGUGCAGAGUCUGUGGUACAGGAGUAGUGUGAUCUCUUUUUUAUUCUGAGUUAAACUCUGCCAGCAUCUCUCCGUUCAAGCUGUGAUUGAUUUCCUGACUGUCUCUGAGAGACUGCAGAGAAUAACUUUGCAGGAGUCAGAGUCUGCUUGAUGUAAAAGUUUGCACAAACUUUGCUGUCAAGGAAAGAAGAAACUGUUCUGACCUUAAGUAAUCUUUCAUUUUCUGUGAGGGUAAAAGAAAGCCAGACUUCGGACAGUCUCUUUACGCCAGAGAUGGAGCUUGAGGGUUUCUUUCGCUUUGUUAGUUGUUGGGCUGGGAAAUCAAUCAAAAAUGAAUCAAAAAUAACAGACUUUCUCAUUAACUAACAAAAUAGCAAACACAUUGGCUUAAAAAAUUGUAUUUAAAAUUUUCUUACUUUGCUUUCAGUCCAGACUACAACAACUGUCUGUUACCAUAGUCCCUGUGUCAGAUCAGGAGGGUGCUGUUCUUGGAGUGGCUUCACCCAGUGAGGAGGCAGACGCUGUCCAUUCUAUAUACAGUCUAUGGUUGUGACUUUACUAACAAACAUGACAGAUGAAAGGAGAGUACCCGACCAAUCAUCACUACCAAUGUGAUAAUGUUAAAGGGAAAAGGCACUGAGCUAGAGGACACCCAGGCAGACGUACGGCAGUUACUCAGUCGGUUGCCAAAGCAUGUCUGCUUUAUUUCUCUGCAACAUUUCUCUUUUCUCUGUCUUUUCUGGCACAUCACAAAGGCAGGGAUGUUGUUGCCAGUUCUCUGUCUCAUAAUUAUACACCACAAGCAUUAUUCUUCUUUGACUUGGCCACUUUGAUUAUGCUCAUGAGUGUUUCUCAUGUAGAGCACCCUGCUUUUAUUCACUGGUGUCACUAACGUUCCUGAAAAAAAGACGACACACAACUCAAGAUAUGAAGAUUUAUAUUGAAACCAAGGGGUGCCAAUACCCUAGGACUGCAGCAUCAGGUUAUACAAAAACUUGAUACCACUUGCAUAGUCACGUGAUCCUCUUCCAGCCUGGGACAUGAAAAACAACAUGUGGGAGAACUCGAACUCUAAGCCAACUGAGUAACUCAAGCAGAUUGCACCAAAGAAAAAAGAUGCCACAUUUUGGCUUCAGUGAAGAUGACAGAACAAAAAGAAGUCAUGUAUACGCAACAGAAGGUAACACCACCAUCUGUGUCAACACUUGGAGCACAACUAGUUUGAGUUUGUACUGUGCAUGGCUUCACAAAGCAGCUGUCAAUAACACAUGCUUUACAUAAAGCUACUAUUUCAGUCUACUUCUGCCUAUAAAUCAAAUCCCCCACCUACUUUUCUCAUGUAUCCUGCUUGAAUGGACAACACUUUGUGUUACAUUCUGUGUAUGAAAAGUGUUUUAUAAAUAAAGCUUGAUUGGUUGAUUGAUUGAUUGAUUGAUUUAGUCUACAGUUCUGACACCUGCGUAGAGAUAAAAGGAGAGAGUCCAGGUGAGAUGACAUGAAACUUCAUAAACUGCAGGCUACAAGUGAAUGCCGUUUACUUAUCUAGAAGUCAUCAUUGAUCCCUGUUGAUGUAUUUCAUCAUGUUAAACUUGGGUCUGAAGCCAUAUGAUAGUAAUCUAAAAAAUCACCUUCUCCUGCAUGUGGUCUCCCAUCACAUCAUAGACUCUACAUGCACUGAGUGUAGAUGCUUAAAGUACUCAGUGGUUAGUUUUAGCAGUCGACACAUGAGCUCACAGUGUUGAAGGGUACUGGAACAAGCAAAGACAACACAGUCUUAAAAUCAAGCUGCAAACUCUGAUCUUGAGAAAUAAAGCCAAUGCGAAAGUGCUUAAAAAGUGUUGCUUCCUGAGUGUCUGCUUGAAGCACCAGAAAACACGCAAUCACACUAAAAAUGGACUUCUUUGGCUUAGUGUGAUUUCUAAGCAAAAAACAGCCCAUUUUAGAGCAAAAAUUAACACGUUCAAAAAACAGUCUUUGUCCAAAUGGUUUAGGGCUCUUAUGGCACCCAGUGAACUGUAAGUGAUUUUUUCAAAACACAUUCAUCACAAAAAUAUUGAGGUUAUAAGAUUGCCGAAGUAUAAGGCACGGCUGACCUGACUGACAAGCGAGCACACCGUAGCUAUUAAGAAGAUGGCUAAAGGCCCUUACUUACUUAUGUGGCAACCACUGUCAGUAGACUUUAAAUGGGAUUUGUCGCCUAGACUACGGCCCUGUAUUAUACAGUCUAUGGUUUGGCCCAGGCGGCACAUGUGCUUACAACUUUAAUGAGCACUGGAACAAGCGGGAAAACACUGUCUCAAAAUACAUCCUGUUUAAUCGAGUGUUCGCGUUGGUAUGUGUGACGGCGGCAGCGAUGGUCUUCUUUAUUUUGAUACAGCGAAAGAAAACUGCAUUACUUCAUAACCGCCGAGGCAGUAUUAGACAUAUAUGUGGUAGAACAGCAUAAUGUGUUUCAGGUCAUAUGACUGACACCUCACAGUGGAUAAGGCUCUCCCCUAGCCACAGCAAAACCUUAUCAAGCAAAAAAUAAAAGAGGUGUACAUUAAUUGUUAUUUUGGUAAAAUGCUCACAACUAAUUGUGAUAUUGAUUUGAGACCAUUUGGUGCAGCACUUUUUAGUUGUUGAAGAUUUAUUCAGUAAAAUAGAUUUAAAUUAAUGGAAAGACUGACUGCUUUUUAAUGGAUAAUUUAAUCAAAACACUGGUACCAAAAUGAAGUAUAUAGGAAAAACGCUGUCACUGAUAAUCUCAUUUCACUAAGUAGGUCAUGAGAAGGCACGCGUUUCAGAGCGACAUUUUACACAAAAAAGGAUAAAUCUCAUAGUAGCUUUGAUAAUAACUAGAACAGUGUUUUUAAGAUUCAUUCAAAGGAAAAAAGGCUGAAAAGAAAAAACUCAUGACAUAAAGCAGAUGACCCAACAAACAUCACAGAUUGCCGCAGUAGGUAGAGAAUAAAGAAAGAGAAAAAUAAAAGCAACAUGAAUAAUUAUUGUCUUUCACCCCCUGUGCUCUCCCUGCAGUCCCUCCUCCUCACAGGUGCACUCACCUGCUCCUGUCUGGUGCAGGACGAGGUAAUAUUACUUGUAGGCGGCAGUCUGAGCUCCAGCUGUGCUUUGAUUACAGUCGCGCAUUUUUCUGACAGUCACAGCAAAGACAACACGGCUGUACCCCCAUCAUCAGAAGUCAAACAGACCCUGAUGCUCCUGCAGCUCCUCUGGGGAGCAGCAUUGGCUCGUUCACCCUAAGGAGAAGGAGCAGGGGCUGCUGGGAGCCGAACAGAGAGCGUGUUAAUGAGAGCUGGUUGUGAUGGUUUGAUCUGCAGACUGUUUGAUGUGGUGACAGAAUGAGAGAACAGACGAGUGUUAGAUGUGAUGAUGAGUGGAGGGUUUAGAGGGAGCAUGAAACGGUUCAUCCUGCACACAAACACGUCAGGAGUAUCAUGCUGAAAAUAAAAAGAGAGCAGGAAACAUGGCACUCUUUUACCAUGCAAGCUCGAGAGUGGAAAUGAACAUCGAUUUUAUAGAUACCAAAUAAAAUUAGGAGUAAAGAACUUGUUAUAGUAAAUUUUAAAAAAUGUCAGUAUUUGUAUCUCCUGGUGUGAAGCAAUUUCCAGGAUCAACAACUGAUUUGUAAUGUUGUAUACACAUAAUUCCUUUAAAAGCAGAGUCAUCUGCAUAGCUAUGAAACCUGAUAAAUUGCAAUCCUUAGUGAUUAGAAAAAAUAAGCAUCUUAACAGUUUUAUUUAGCACCUUCAUGUAAAAAAUUCAGCCAAGUUUAAGAUGUACAAUUAAAUAAAAUGUGCAAUAAUUAAACAGUGAUUAUGACAGUAAAAACAAUUAAAAAUAAAGAAGUGCCAAAAAUGGGAAUUUAAAAAAAGACAACACAUAAAUCAGCAAAAUCUGUUUGAAAUAAAAACACACAAUGAUAUCAUCAGUAACAAACCAGGGGUAAACUCCAAUCAAAAUAUGUACUCUGAAAAGUAGAGGACCUAAAAUCGAGCCUUGUGGAACUGUUUUAAGAAGCUGUAAUUGGAUAGAUCCAUCUGAGGUGAUAACCUUUUUCAUUAUCAGUACGAUGUGUGUGCACAGUUCUUUGGUUAAAUGUGUGAUGUCCUUUUUUUCAAUCCAGAUUGAGCUGGACCUCCUGUGAAGAGUUUUUUGCUGUUCUUAAACAAACUAGGAUUAACAGUGAUGCCUCUUUGUGACAAAAGCAAACAAGUCCAUCAGCAGUAGUACUGACAAUCUAAACUGCAUUUUUUGAUGUUAGAAACCACUGUGAGGGGGUUAGUGGCAGACCGGGUGAUUGACAGCCAACUGAGAAAAAAACAUUUGAGAUGUUUUCUUUUUCCAAAGCAAAUAUUCACAGUGAGUAAUAUAUUUAUCUGUUACAAGAUCACUGGGUGAAUUUUAUUUAUUUAUUAUUUUUGGUGUGAUGAAACUACUGACACACUUACAGGACAGUAUCAGCAAGAUGAGGUAUCAGUUUGUUAACAGAGGCUCCAAAACACAACUAAAUGUUUCUAAAGGGACUUUUAUGUGAAGCAGUUUUAGCUCGACAGUAAAUCCUCAAAAGGAUGUAGUUUAUCAGCAUGAUUGUGAAAGAAAAUGAUGGAAUAAUGAAAGAAUCUAGACACCUUCACAUUUAAGCACCACUGACCUGCACACCUUGUAUGCAGAGGCUACACAUCUGUGUAUCACUCCUUUUCCGCGUGUCACUCCUUGCUAUCUUUCCCUGCUUCCUUCUCUGUCCCCUUGUCCUAUUCUCUCCAAAUAGAGUCAAAAAAAAAAAAAAAAAAAAACCCCGGAAAAAAGUCUCCAAAUAUUUCAAUGUAUACAAAUUUUUAGGAGAUUGCAGUUGGAGUUGCAGUUCCCCAAGUGUCCUCUUGGGGGUGUCUCCAAAAGUGAGUCAUCUUCAUAGAGCCUUAUGUUAAAAUUUCAGACUUCAAAGCAGAAAAAGACAUGUUUACAGCCUGGUACAAAAUCAGUUCUUAUCACUGUAACUCAUUACACUGUGGGGAAAAUGUCUACCUAACUCACCUUUUUUAACUAUAUUAAUAGCAGGAGUUACAUACCAUUAUGCACGAUAAAGGUCAUGGCUGAUUUGAUUGACAAGUUGGUGUGUUGUGACGGUGUGCCAGGUAGUAAGGGAUUUGGCCGUAGCCCCACGGCCCAGAUGGACUUUUUUGACUGUUUUUAGAUGAUUGAGAUGUUAGUUGGAGUCAUUGGAGUUGGGCAUGUUCAAUCAUUUUUACAAGAACAGUCAUUCCUCAUUAAGUUUUAUAUCACUGUUUUAGUUGUUUGUAUAACCAGUACAGGUCUUUUUAAUCAAGCCGUCGGUGUGUCUUCAAUGAAUCAAGCCUGAAUAGUAUUAAAGUGAAGGUCUCAUUAUAUAAAAGUUGAGAAUUAAAUGGAAAAUAAAGGGGACAGUUUUUCUGUCGCUCCUCUUCUUCUCACAUAAACAGACUGAAUAAUCUGUGUUUGGUUUAAUUGUUUUCACACACCAAACUCUAGUUCUGUGCAAACACACACGCAUACACACACACACACUCACACUCAGACAGCAGCCCAGAUGGACUUCCUGUCUGAUUCAACAGUGUCUCAGCCCUGUUAAUGAGAGAGGGUGAAAUUCUGCAGCACCAUCAGAGCUGUGAAGUCUGUCCAUCAUUCAGAGAGCUGGAGAGGAGAAGAGAGGAAGGCAUGUGUGAGGAGAUCAGCUGAGGAGGAAGAGGAAAGGGGAGGGAGGGUGAGACAAAUCUGCUGAGAUGGAAACAUCACAGGAUCAUCAAUGCAGCAGGAUCAUUAAUCAGCAUUUCAUAACCCGCUCUGUAAACAGAAGUUAGUCAACUUAAUCUGACUGUUCACACUCUUUGUAGUUGGCCAGCCGUCUUUACCCGCUCCACUCUUGCUACAUAUUUUGUCACAAUAGAGGUUGUUGUCUUUGACUUUUCCAUUUUCACACCUUCUGUUCAGACUAUUUGACUUGUCGUAUUCAAGAUAAGAAAAAAAAAACAACUCACAGAUUCCAGGUUGUUGCUGUGAGGUGAAAAUGAGAACAAGAUCUACUUAUAGGAAGAAGUCAGAGAUGUUAUAAAUAAUUGUUGUUGUAAGGGUUAACAAAAAGAGCAAGGGUGAUUGAUUUUUAAGAAACAAAGUUGAAAGAUCCCCAAAAGACUCCAGCAUCAUGAAUGUGGUCAGUUUUGGAGACUGAAUUGGCUGAGGUAACAUCUAGCACAUCUUACCUGCCAUUUAAGGAGGCUGGACCCUUAAAAAGAUUUAAUUUAUGCCGGCAUGUAAAUUAAAGAGGUUAAUUAAAUGAUAAGUCAGCCCCUAACAGAAACAAAAAAACAACAACAAAAAAACUGUUUUUGUACCAGGCUGUAAACCUGUUUGUUUCUAAACAUUUUAUAAUGGGGUUUAUUGAGGGUUACCUCGCUUUUGAAACCAGCCUCUAGUGGACAGCUACAGAACUGCAGUUUCUUACCAUCUACUUCUAGCAUUGACAACCAAAGUGACCUAAUGUUAUGACUUUUUUUGGCAAGAAUUUACCUUUUUAGUUAAGUUUUACGGUAGCUUUAGAAAUUUUUUAAUAUCUUUGCUUAACUUGAUUUUAAGCCAAAGGUAAUAAAUAAGGAUAAAGUGUAAAAGCCGAUACCUGUCUUACUUCACUUUUUGUGUUUUUUUUUUUUUUGGUACAGGACAGUUUAUAUUUGUUUAAACACUAAAAAAUAACAUUCACUUAAUUUUUUGCUGUUGGUUGUAGAGCAACACAUUGCUGACCAAACUUUAUUAAUAAACAGUUGUAUGAUAUGUGGCCACCAGCAAAAAGGACAUUUUUUUUUAACAUGGUAUCCGUUUUUAAUUUUCUGUUAUUAUCAAUCCCACUGAAUCGCAGCAGUCCUGGUUUAAACUAAAGUAAAUGUAAUCCAAACCUCGUUCUUUGUUUGUGCUCUGUCUGUUGAGGCUGACUGCUGGGAAAACAGAGAGAGAAAUACGUUUCACACCUUUUCUUCAUGUUUUCCCUCCUCCGUGGAGCUUUUUGCUUUGAAAAAUGUUUUUCGCAUAAACAGAAAGUGAUGUUAUGAUUCAGAGUCUUUUUUUUUUAACAGCUCAUUGGUCUGAUGAUAACACCAAACAGAACAGGAGGGGUCUGCAGUAGGACAGGGUGUGGGGGUCUCUGUGGGAUAUAUUAUGGAAGGAUACAAGGUACAUUCUGAACAUUUUAUUUCCUUCCUCCAGGCCAGGAACCUCCACCUAAGACCGACCCCUCUCCUCAGCCCCAUCCUGUUACUCCAAGUCCCCUUCAGUCCACCUUGCCUCUCCUCCAACCUCCUCAACAAUGACGUCCUCUCCUCACGGCUCUCGAGUGUCCAUGGACAUCCUGGAGGAGCUGCAGCUAAUCGCGGCUCAGAACCUGGAAAAACUGGACCUGAACAAAUACUACGAGGUGGUCUGUGAGCUGGGCAAGGGCACCUAUGGGAAAGUGGACCUGGUGGUACACAAGAUUCGAGGUAAACCCUGUCAGAUGGUACUUGUACUUGAGUAAGAAAACUCAUACUAGUCUGUGCUCAGGUGAAAUUUUCUCAUUUCUCUGUGUAUUUUCUAAAUAAAGGCUUCCUCUCUCUGCAGUGAUUUAGCACACAUACAGACAGCUUAAAUGCAGCACUUAACUAAUGCAAAAUCUGCUCGACCUUUUCACUUUAAAAGCCCAAAUGUCGACCAUCUGCUGCAGUUUUUUUUUUUUUAUGGGGCACAGAGCUGCAGCUGCACCAACGUUCAGAGAUUAAAUCUGACCUUUUUCAGGCCGUGAAAUGUGCAGCUGAAGGAUGUGGAUAGACCAAAUUGUUUCUGUGGUUUUAUUAUGUGUGAAAAUCAUCUUUACACAGUGAAGCUUUAAUCGUGGGCAGUUGCUUUGUCUAAACUUAAUAAAUGCUUGAAAAAUAAAUUGGCCAAAGGUCAGUUAAUAUCUGACUUUGUGCAAAUGGAGUUUUGAGAAGACGACAGUUUAGACGUUGGAUUGAUUCACAGUAGCUGUGCGUGUGACACAAAUAUGAGACUCUUACUGACAGUAAUGCCUUUAUAGUGAGAAUUUGACCGAUAAAUUAGAUCCAAUCCUCUUUUCUCGGUUAUUUAAAUUGAUUUUUUGUUUUUUUACAUUAAACCAACAAAGCAUUUACCUUUAUAUUAUACAAAAUGUGUGGCAGGUAUGAGAAGAAGCUGUGAACAGAGGUGAGACAACAGAGCUACAGAAGAUAUUCAGAUCUUUCCAUGUACUACCCACUGUGAUCCUCUUUAGUUUUAAAACUAGAGUGAAGCAGCCGUACACACCCACUGAGCAUUUUUUUUGGUCUAAAAGAGGUCUAAUAGACGUCUAAAUGUAGCCGAGACCAGUGGUUCUCAAGUCCACACCUGAUUCAAAUGAUCAGCUCGUUAUCAAGCUCUGUAAUGGUUUAAUAACGAGCUGAUCAUUUGAAUCGGGUGUGUUGGAGCAGGGAAACAUCCAAAACAUGCAGAGGACUGGACUUGAGAACCACUGGCCGAGACGACUGGUCUAAAAUCAGGCUACCACAGAUCUAAAAAUGAAAGUCUUUAAGGCCCGAACUACACGAAUGCGGAUAUAUUUCAAACCGCACAUAUUUAUGUCCGAUUAGGCCUCCCUACCACACCAAAACAGGAGUUUGGAGCACUCAAACCGGAUAAAUCUGAAUCCGGAAAAACAAGUGGAGAAAUAAAAAAAUAUCCGUAUCCCGUAUCCACAGUGGAUUCGUGUGGUUGGACUUUUACGGAUCGAUGACGUCAAACCGCAGCUCGCGCAUGCGAAUUAAAAAGAAAAACAACAACGAUGACGGACAGACAGGGUAUUCUUUACGUUUGUUUUGCCCUUUUGGGGCUAAUUUCAGCCUUGCAAGUGAACCUUGUUUUAUACAAUUACAUUCACCAGUCAGCCAGCUCACAGACGCGUCUGCUGCGGCCAAUACUUUUAUUGGUCUUUUAGUGUAGCUUCCGCAAACAAUGCAUGACGCAUCACGCUGUUACGAUUCAUCGGCCAAUCGGUUAGCUUUGUUCCUGAAUUUUUUUUAAGCGGCACCAGAUAGGAUUGAGUUUUAAGGCUACGUGUGGACGCAGAUAUUUUUGAGAACUAACACGUGUGGACAGAUACAUUUAUUUAGACGGGAGUACAAAAAUAUCCUGAUAAAUAAAUAUCCAUAUACGUGUAGUUCGGGCCUAAGAUGUCUAAAUUGAGACCAAGUCUAAAUCUGGGCUAUAUCUAUACUACACUGUAUAUUGCUCAACGGCUAUCAUAAUUAUUUUGUUUAAGUACUUGGAGGUCAGUUAUGCAACUCACAGUUACUUUUUGAAAUAAACAGUUAUCAAAUAAUGGGUUAAAGUGCAACAUCUAACUUCUAAUUCUAAAAAUAUACAGAAUCUAGGUGGUUGAAAUUAGGUCUAAAAAAAAACUAGACCUCUAAUAGCCAUCUGUUGCUCAGUGGACAUGAUGCAACUCUUCACAUUUCCUCUGGCUGCAAAUUGUUCAUGUGAAGUUGUUUGACUCUUGUUAAAGAAAACGUACUUGUGUUUUGGUCCAUGAGGCAGACUUUCCAAGUUUAAAACACCUGUGAGAAAUUCUCACUUUGUAUUGAGUCUGGCACCCCCUGUGGACAGAGUGGUAUCUAUUGUGUUGGUAUUGAUCAUUUGAUCAUUUUAAUGGAUUUUGAUACACUUGAUACCAUAUCAACACAACAUGGGGCACAUUCCUCACACCUGCAGGGGCUCCAGUAGAGGGCGCUCAUGUUAGUCACAAAACACCACUACCAGUACAAACCCAGUCAGUUUUGAUGCCAACAAUAUUAAUUCAAUUAAAAUAAAAAGAUGAAAAAUAAUGGCAGCAGGGAUAAUUCAUACUGUCGCAUUUUCACAAAAGGGCUGAGUUGACAGUUUUUAGGGCAAGAGCAUUAUUUUGUUUGUACACAGUCAUUACUUAAUAAACAUUAUCAUCCUCUUGGUGGGAUUUUGGGGUCUAAAGCAGCUAAUAAUUCUGCAGACUGAUAAUGUUGUUGAGCUCAUCCUGACUCUGGUAAACUCUUCCUCCUCCUGAUGUUUCAUCAGAUGAAGAACAAAAAGUCAGCUCUCUGUUAACCUUCUCCACAGAGCAAAAACACACAGAGCACUUUUCAGAGCUGAUCUGGUGCUAUUGGAGAGGACUCUCCUCUUUGCUGACACGGUAACAGUCAGACAGACGGAGGACACUGUGGCAGAUCUCCAGGUUAUAGUCUGGAUUAUUUUAGAUUAACCCUUUCACAUCUCACUUUCUCUAAUGCUGCAGGAUGAGUCUGCUGAGCUCAAAAGCUACCUCUACAGAUAGAGAGCCACAUUUCUAUAAGUCCUUUUACAGUUUAAUAUCAGGAGAAAAUAUUUACAGAAAAUAAGAGGCUCUUUUUCUUCCUCCUCUUUAUUUUCUGUCAUCUUAUUUAAUCUCUCUAUAUGGACUACUAGCUUCACUUUGACCCCCCAAAAAAAACCCUGAAACAGAAACAGCUGAGCGGUAACCUGGUCUUUUUGUGAGCAGAUCCAGUCUGUGAGAGAUUACGCAAGUUUGAAACAUCCACUCCAUUAAUUCAGGGACAUUUAAUUAUUCAAUCAAAAUUUUCAGAUGCUUUUAAUUGAGUUUUCUGAAUGCAAUUAUGUGAACGUUUAAUGAAUCCCUGAAUGUUUUGAUUUACUGAAGAAAGGAAGAAAAAGAGGAGAGAAAUGAAAUGAUGAAUCCAGGGUUAUGUAACCUCCGUUUUUGUUCUUUGUUUAAUUUUCAGGCACUAAAAUGGCGCUGAAGUUUCUGAGGAAGAAGACCACAAAGCUGAAGAGUUUUCUGAGAGAGUACAGCGUGUCGCUCUACCUGUCGCCCUGCCCCUUUAUCAUCAACAUGUUCGGCAUCGCCUUCGAAACCGACGACUACUAUAUCUUCGCUCAGGAGUACGCCCUCGCCGGGGACCUGUUUGACAUCAUCCCGCCACAGGUGACUUAACUAUGUUCAGAAGUAGAGAUGAGGAUCAUUGAGUUUUGUUGAUAUGGAUACCAUUCCUGAAACUGAUAACUCAAUCCGGCAGGGGAAGGUCCCGCCCUCCUUCGCCUCUGAUUGGCUAGAAGUGCUGAAGUGCUGUGAAACGUCAUUGUCGGUCGGGUUAGGGUCAGGAUUAGGAUUAGGGUUAGGAUUAGGGUUAAGGUUUGGAUUAGGAUUAGGGUUAGGGUUAGGGUAAGGAGAUUCAGAAGUGUGAUAAUGUUCUGUAAUGUUCUGUUCAAUGUAUAGAGCCAACAGCCCGCUUUUGGCUUGAGCGUGCGAUAACGUUUCCAGCUUUUCUAGCCAAUCAGAGGCGAAGGAGGCGGGACUUUCCCCUACCAUCCUACAAAAAAAAAAAACACGUCCGGCAGCACACUGUUUGUUAAACUGAAAGAGUUGUGCUAAAGUUUGAUGUCCUUGUUCUCCUUCUCUGUGUUCAGGUGGGACUCCCAGAGACUGUGGCGAAGCGUUGUGUCCACCAAGUGGCGAUCGCCCUGGACUACCUCCAUAGUAAGAAGCUGGUCCACCGAGACAUCAAACCCGAGAACGUCCUCAUUUUUGACAAAGAAUGCAGGAAAGUGAAGCUGUCUGACUUCGGGAUGACACGGCGUGCUGGGUCCCCGGUGAAGCGCGUCAGCGGUACGAUCCCGUACACGGCGCCUGAAUUAUGCGACAUGUCACGACACGAGGGAUUCUUCGUGGACUUCAGCACAGAUGUGUGGGCUUUUGGCGUGCUGCUGUUCUGCAUGCUGACAGGAAACUUCCCCUGGGAGAAGGCCAUGCCUGGCGAUGCCUUUUUCGAGGAGUUUGUUCGCUGGCAACGUCGCCGGACUCCCACGGUGCCAUCGCAGUGGCGUCGUUUCACUGAUGACGCUCUUCGAAUGUUCCGGCGGCUCCUCUCCGUGGAGGAGGAGCGCCGCUGCUCGGUUAAAGACGUCUUCAGCUUUUUGAACCACUGCUGGAUGGUGGACGUGGAGAACGGGAACAGUGGUGGUGGCAUUUUAGCAACAAGUGCCCCUCCUCUGGAUAUCAGCUCGUCUUCGUCUGAGGAGGAUGUACUGGUGGACAGACUGAAGCACCAGAGUCUUUCUUCUGCAUGUGUGACAUCAAAGACCAGUAUCAUGAUGGACACCCACUACUCUUCCAUGUCCACCAACAGCUCGCCAUCUUCAUCUGGCAGCUACGAGCGUGUCAACAGAGAAAACAACGAACGAGGGCGCAUCCUGGUGACCACGCCCAUCGAGAUCUGUGUGUAGAGAAGCUGAGUAGACCUGAGGAACCUCUAUAUCUUAGCAAGCUUAACAGGAAGUCUGCUCCACACGAGAGACUGAAGAAGACUCCUCCAAUUUAAGGGGAGAUGCAGAGGAGCAGAGUGUAGCGUCUGGUGUUCGGGGCCUGCCGUCCGACGUCACAGCUCCACCUUGGAUCAACUCGUCUCUGAUGAAGAUACGGUCUGAGGAGACGAGCAGAGAGACGAUCAGGAGGUGGUCUGUCUAGAUUUAGAAACUGCAGCACUUCAAUUAUUCUCAAGUUACAUUUUUGGUAUUUAAGUUGGACUUCAGCUCCAGAAAACCUGAACUCUGAGGAAAAAUCUGAAAACAUUAAAAGCAAAAACCUUCAUAAUCAGAAGCAAUAUGUAGAAAUGUUUAAUCCAGUUUCUGUAAAAAGAAAAAAAAAACUGGGAAGAAGAAACUUGUUUUCGUGGAAGUGGAUUUCAGUGACUGAUGGUUCUGUUUGUUACAUGUCGUGAAACAUUUUCAUGUUUGUACAUUAGUGUCUGUAAAGUGUUUUUUUUUACACUUUAUUAAAACUGAUCUUAAAUUAUUUAAUUAUCAAAUAUGAAUAUUCAUGAUCUUUGUCUGUAAAGUUGAAAUUUAUUAUUUUUUGUCAUGAUUUCAGUUUCUGUACAAAUAGGUGACUUUUCAUUGACUUAUAUUUUGUUGUUGUAAAUCUUCAUAACAGAUGUUGUUAGCUAUUUUAUUUCUCUUAAAUGUGUUUUCCAUGUUGCUCAAUGAUGCUUGAAGAGGCUGUAAAGUAGCAAACAAGCUGGUGAACCCUCCUCAUGUUCAGCAGUGUUUCAUGGGAGACUAUGAGGGAAACUGAAGCAUAAACUAAGAAUGACUGUAAGACAUUGACUUUGAGACUUUAUGAUGUGACGAAAAGAAAAGAUACAAUAUUGUAAUGGAUAACACUUAAUUCAAUUUGCAUGGUUGAUGGCUUAAAAUGAAGUGUACCCUAUAUUUAACUGUUCAGAUGAAUAACAGGGAUACAUUAAGACUUUCUCCCAAAAAACAUGAAAUAUAUGCUCAACACAACGCUCAUUUUAAUAUAUUUUAAGUGUCCUGGUUGAUAUAACCUGCUCUCCCAAUUUUCCAUUUAUUGUCCUUUUAUUUAAAAAAAAUGAAUAGACAUUAAAGUGAAACCCUGAAUUGUGAGACUUGAUGAAGGAAUGUAAAAAAUUCCAAAAAGUUUUUAUGAUUUGUGGGAAAAAAGUUCAAAGUGAGUGGCUCUGUUUUGUGUUUUUCUGAAGCAUGCCUGAAAUAAAGUCUCUGUUGUGAAAAUUUGCUAAUAAAGAAGUCAAGAGGAUUAUAAAUGUCUCUGUUUUCCUUUUUAAAAUAAAG